CACCGACUGUAUGCAAGUAAUCAUAGCAUUUGUGAAAUAUCAGUCAGUAUUAUUAAGAGGUUCUACCAAAGUUCGUCUGAUAGAUCCAUUUAUUGAUUGAGCCUAUUAACGUGAUCACAUAGUUUGAGAAGAUUAAAAAAAAUAAGAUAACCUUGAGAGGAAAUUUAGACGAAAUUAUAACGAAAAAUGGUUUUAGAAGAAUACAAAGAUAUUGUUGGAACAUGUGCUGCAAUUACGACAAUAGGACACAUGUUGUCAGGAACUUUUGUAUGCAAAGACAUUUACAAAAAGGGAACUUCGAAGGGUUUCGAUCCUAUGCCCUUCUUAGGUGGUAUAGGAAUGACAAUAUUAAUGCUGCGCUAUGCUUUGAUGCUUGGUGAUUCUGUCAUGGUUAAAGUUAAUGUUUUUGGAUUUGUAACAAACGUAAUAUAUAUGGCUGUGUAUUACUAUUAUUCUCCACAUACGAAAGAUACGCUUAUGUUAAUAAGCAAAGCAGUGGGUCUAAUAGCAAUGUUCCUAACGUACGCUCAAAUGGAGCAUCCCGACAAAGUAGAAUACAGAUUUGGUAUAAUCGUAACCAUUUUACUUUAUCUUUUAAUAGCGUCUCCUCUUAUACAUCUUGGAAAUAUUAUAAAGACUAAAGAUACGUCGAUUCUUCCAUUCCCGCUUAUUGUUAUGGGUACCGCAGUAUCGUUCCAAUGGUUGUUAUAUGGAAUUAUUAUAAAUAACAUUUUCGUGAUUUUUCAGAACUCUGUCGGUUUCCUUCUAUCGGUUGUUCAAUUGUCAUUGUUUGUUAUUUUUCCAUCUAAGCCAUCCAAAACUUUAGUGUCAGAGAAGAAAAAGGAUUAAAAAUAUUAGCAGAAUAGUUUUUUGAUUUACAUUACUAAUUGUAUUACAUUACUUAAUAGAAACAUAUAAUAUAGGUACACUGAAGCCAAUAAUUUUGAACAUGUAUUUUAAAUAUGUAAGUAUCUGUGAAAUGGAAAUUCACAAAUACAUUACACAAAUCAAGAUCCGGGUUUGUUAAUUACGCGUUACUUAACACGUGCAAUAGGAAAAAAUCUUUAAUAAUCGUUUGGUAACGUAGUUCUAUUUUAUUUUCAAAUCUUUGGUUGAUUUCAUUUUUAAAUUUGCAGUCAAAUGUUGAUAAAGUAGUUCCUCGUCAUUUUAAAUUGUAGCUAAGUGUCGGUAAAGUAGUUCCAUUCCAUUCUUAUGUUUUUCGUAGACAAUAAGUAGAAUUUUAAUAGAAAAUAAUAGAAUCAUGUAGUACUCGGAUAUGGAUUGUAUCAUUUUUAAAAUUAUACAUGGUACUAAUGAAUCACUGAUCGCAAAAAUAUUUUUUUACGUAAAAAAUACAAUAGCAAAUUUACACACAAUCGCGUUGGACUUCCGUAUAUAACAGACACAAAAUAUAAAUCUAUAUUAUAUAAUAAAUUGUGAAUAUUA
Molecule: messenger RNA, 1446 nt
Organism: Polistes canadensis
Lineage: Eukaryota; Metazoa; Arthropoda; Insecta; Hymenoptera; Vespidae
Product: sugar transporter SWEET1
Exons: 6
Coding region: 187-849 (220 amino acids)
Biological process (GO): carbohydrate transport
Cellular component (GO): membrane
Molecular function (GO): sugar transmembrane transporter activity
Source: RefSeq, a predicted model, not a curated record